Molecule: messenger RNA, 954 nt
Organism: Phoenix dactylifera (date palm)
Lineage: Eukaryota; Viridiplantae; Streptophyta; Magnoliopsida; Arecales; Arecaceae
Product: ethylene-responsive transcription factor ERF023
Biological process (GO): regulation of DNA-templated transcription
Molecular function (GO): DNA-binding transcription factor activity; DNA binding
Source: RefSeq, a predicted model, not a curated record
GAGAAGGAAUAUUCCGGUGAGCUGGAGGAUAUUCGUGCAUGGAGAACCCGCCAUCAGGGCCGAGGGUGGCGAGCACCGGCAACCAGUUCAAGGGGGUUCGGAUGAGGAAGUGGGGGAAGUGGGUGGCCGAGGUGCGGCUGCCUAACAGCCGGGAGAGGAUCUGGCUGGGGUCCUACGACACCGCCGAGAAGGCGGCCCGAGCCUACGACGCCGCCUCGUAUUGCCUACGCGGCUCCAGGGCGGCGCUCAACUUCCCAGCCGACCCGCCCAACAUUCCAUCACCCGGCCGGCUCACCAGAGACGAGAUCCGGGUGGCGGCCUCCAGUCACGCAUACGGGGCUCCUCGAGUCGAGCCGCAGGGUGAUGCGGGGUCGGGCAACGCGAGGCAGGAGGCGGAGGGUGUGGUGGUGCCAACGUCGUCCAUGCCGCGCGAGUUAUUUUCGCCGCAGAUUUAUUACUUGCCGGCGAGGAGCGACGACGUUACUGGUGGCAGUCACGGUGGCGCUGGCAGCGACGACGACAAUGACGACGGUGGAAAUGAAGAUAUGUAUCGGUCAUCCUACCUUUGGAGUUUCAACGAAGAGUUCGAUCGAGGAAACUAAAAUGAUUAGGUCCCCAUGAUUUUUAAUGGGAAUUGUCACUGAGUUAAGAAGGUUCCACCUUCUUACGGUAUAAGUACGUACUGUGAAGGCAUGUGAUGUGGGUUUUAAACGUUUGGAAAACGUGGCCGGCCGGCGGCUGGGCAUUGCAAAUUUGCAACCUACAGAAGUGCUGAAAAGCUUUAAAUUAAUUAAGGUAUGUUGGAAGAAUGUGUGAAAAAGUUGCCCACGAAAGGGCUGAAAAAGAUUUUCAGGGUCAUCGGAAUAAUGUCUGAAGAAGUUGCCGCACAAACAAAUAAGGAUGUUGUGCUCCAAACAAUUUAUGAGUCAUAUAAUGGUAUUAAACUUUUGCAAA